Ruditapes philippinarum (Manila clam) is the source of this 2700-nucleotide messenger RNA. RefSeq names its product macrophage mannose receptor 1-like. The transcript has 22 exons. Gene Ontology annotation, molecular function: signaling receptor activity. Lineage: Eukaryota; Metazoa; Mollusca; Bivalvia; Venerida; Veneridae. The record is from RefSeq and is a predicted model, not a curated record. The coding region runs from base 203 to 2476 and encodes 757 amino acids.
CGUCGACUAUACUUAGCACCCGAAACCUGCUGACAAAAACGCACACAUUUCACGAGAAAAUCGUGCACAGAAAAUGGAUAACUUUAGCGUUUAGGAAUGUGUCCACCAUUGCACACAUCUUUUUCCAUCGUUUAGUACAAGACAAAAGAUAAAUAAAAGCUUAUUAACAUUCUGCCAGUAAACAAUCAGUUGCUUAUUACCGAUGACUACCCUCGGUUUACUAGGAUUGUGUUUUUAUUUGGCGAUUGUUUUCACACAGACGGAACAAUGCGAAGAUGGCUGGGAAUGGUGGAAUGACAAAUGCUAUUUGAUCUCAGAGAAAUUUCUCGUUUGGGAAGAUGCUAGGAAAUAUUGUGACAAUAAUGGGGCACAGUUGUUAAAAGUUGAUAACGAACAAGAACAUGAAUACAUCAGGACAAGAAUUUCAGAAAUGCAUUUGCAUUACGUAUGGAUUGGCGCAAAAUAUAGUAGACUCCGCCAAAAGCACUUAUGGAUAGAUGGUUCGGAAAUGAACUUUAAUGGAUGGGCUCCUGGCGAACCCGACGGCAGCCGAGGGUGUGUUGACUACCUACAUAAAUACAACUACCAGUGGAACUCCCACUGUGACUGUAUAAACACAAGGGGGCGUUUUAUUUGUGAAAAGGGCUGCGGUGAAGGUUGGCAAUUGAAAGACCACAAAUGCGUGCAUACACCAGAACCCAGCAGUAGUUUAGUCGAGUUAAAGGCAGAUUGUGAGGACCAUGGAGCUGUCCUGACCAGAACAGAAAAUGAGAAAGAGGAAGUGGCAUACAUCUGUGAAAAAGAGUGUGAUAUUGGAUGGGAGAAAUUUGAGAACAAAUGUUACAAAUUUGCUGAUCAAUCUCGUGACUGGGAGGACGCUGAGAGUUAUUGCCGAGAUCUACACGGAAGUUUGGUCAUUGUCGAAAAUGAACAGGAACAUGAAUACAUACAACGGAAAAUUGCAGCUGCCAAUUACGUUUACGUUUGGAUCGGGGCCAAAUACGAUCACAAACAUGGCGAGUAUCGUUGGGUUGAUGGUUCCCCGCUUAAUUUCACAAAAUGGGCGCCUGGUUUACCGGGAACCAUUAAGGGAUGCGUUGAUUAUCUCCAUAAAUAUCAUUAUAUGUGGAAUUCACAUACUGGUUGUACGGAGACAAAGGGGCCAUUCAUAUGUCAGAAAGUACCAAAAACACAUUUAUCACUUAUUGAAGAAACGAUCAAGGACAGCGAUUUACAAAAUGCUCUCAUUGAAGAUGAAAUGUUUCCAAAAAUACAACAAAUAACAAAGCCUCCAAGCUUUACUGUAAAUUAUGACGAAGUUUUUAAAGGUUCUAACUUCUGUGAUGAAACCACAACAACAACAACAACAACAACUGAUAGUUACACACCUGAGACAGAGUCACCUGGAGGUGGACCGCCUACCAUUGGAGGCCCAGUGCCUACUAUAGAUGGAAUUACUACAGGCACAGUUUUUAUACCUACAAUAGAUAUUGAAUUUACAAUGCCCACUACAGUUGGAGAUGACAGUUCAACUCACCAGACAGUCACCGAGAUCAAAAAGCCUGACCAAAAAAUAAUGGCUUCUCCAUCAGGCGGGGAUUCGUCGUAUAGAAUUGUUUGUUUUCCCAACAACACGAUAGAAGUGUACAAUUUACCGAAGGAUUCAUACUACCUUGCUAUACAAAACACAACGGGUACCUACACAACGUGUACUGUCUCGAAUUUAGAUGCAACCUCAGUUAAAAUCACAGGAUGUAAUAAGGAUGAUCCUAUUAUAUUAACACAUGGCACAUACCCAGGGAUAGAAUCUUACAAACUUCACACGGGAACAUCCUUAAAGAUCACAUGCGUCGAGAUUCCCGAAGAGGGUGUUGUUCAUUCUAUAAAUAGCUCUUUAAUUGCUGUCCUACAGAUUGAUAGUGAUGAGAGCGUGGAGAGUUCCUAUACCUUGACCUCUUCAUUGAAUUCAACAUAUUCCGAGGUUGGUGACCCUGUAGCUUGGAACAUACUUUUUCCCGCUGAAUACACUCUUAAAGUAACUGCGUGUACGGGAAAACCAGAUACAUCGGAUAGUGGUGUUAGUUCUGUAAAUCUUAUCUCAAAUGAUGGGUGUACUAUAAAUACGGAGCUCAUCAGCAGCUUUGAAGACGGUUCACCGGGAAAGGUUGUCGCUCUAUUAAGUGCAUUUAAGUUCUAUGGAUAUGAUAGCAUCAUUUUGAGAUGUGACGUCAAGGUUUGUCCUAGUUCAGGGACUGCCGCAUGUACUACGACUUGUAACAAACGGAAGCGAAGUAUUAGGCAUGCUGUACGAAGGCGAGCAGACGACAGUUUCACUGCAACUGUAAUGAACCGUCUGACUGUGUCUGACGGAAUAGUUUCAGCAGAAGGAUCAAGUAUAGGUGUACCAUCGACGAUGUUUUUAUUGCUGAACUUUAUUUUUGGACAUGUUUCUUAUACAUUUAUGUUAAUAGUAUAAGUCAUGCAGAUACUGUUUAUCAAUUUGCAACAACCUAUCCUUUAAUUAAAAAGUGAAAUAGGUAUGUUUGUAGUUGUAAGACAUGUCCACAGUCCACUGGUAUCUUUAACAUGAAAGUAUUGAAACGGUAGCUAUGUGCAUUGCGUGACUUUAUGAGAAAUUCUUAUUUAUAGCUAUUUACUUCAUAUAAUUUACUUCUGAAUACAACGUAGUAAUAGUAGUAA